Molecule: messenger RNA, 6976 nt
Organism: Corythoichthys intestinalis (scribbled pipefish)
Lineage: Eukaryota; Metazoa; Chordata; Actinopteri; Syngnathiformes; Syngnathidae
Gene: ca16b
Product: carbonic anhydrase XVI b
Exons: 23
Coding region: 1908-5609 (1233 amino acids)
Biological process (GO): protein dephosphorylation
Molecular function (GO): protein binding; protein tyrosine phosphatase activity
Source: RefSeq, a predicted model, not a curated record
AAGCACAGUCAGAUCCCAUUUGCACACUUCCAGUGGAUGCUGUUGAACGCACAGUGCAACAUUUCUGCUCAUCGUUCUGCGUCUUUGUCUCUUCUGCAAGUCAUUCCAGCCCUGCACGUUCUCUCCGCCAACAAACAAAAUAUACAUAUUUAUUCUAUAAACAUAAAUGCUGUAAUAAAAGUAGAUUACCUGUGCUUGUAGAGGUGUGCGAAAUUUCCGAUUCUUAGAUUAUUCGCGAUUUGGCCGUGGAAGAUUUGAGAUUUAUUCACAAACAUCCAAAUUCCCAUUAUUGAAAUACGCCACGUAAAGCAGAACUAAAACACAGUCUGAACAGUCUUCGGGAUGCAAUGAGGAACGGGCCGAGUGUAAAUAUCUUGCUCCACUCAUGCCGCUAGAUAAAAAAACAAUAAUACCUGACUGCGGCUGACAGCCGCUACAAACUACGCCCACGUAAUGCCACGGUAGAUCGCAUGUAUAUAGAAGUAGAUGCGAAAUGACAGACUCGACGGCGUUUGCUCAUGUAUACAAAACUAGACGCAGAAUGACAGACUCGGCGGCGUUAGCACAUGUAUAGAAAACUAGAUGCGUAAUGGCAGACUAGCCGGUGUUAGUAAACAGCCGCCAUCUUAAAGUAAUAGACUUCUCCGGAAGGCUGUUGUAGCGAACCUUCUGAGCGAACCUAAUUAACUUUUUAUCUAAAAUACUUCUAAAUCAGCAAAAUGUCGAAAGUAGACAGAAGGGAAAUUAUGGAAUAACGGGAGCGAUUUUAACAACUUUAACGGUUGAUUCACAACAUUAAAUUAAUUGAAUGUAGUUUAAAGCUGCUGACACAGAAUGGGGACUUUAUUUUAUUUUACUGUUUGAACUGUUAACUUGAUACUGAAAUAGUUUAUUUAAGCCUGAGAGGAUGUUUUUGUACAAUUUUUGUAACUAAUGUACGAAACAUUAAAAGCAGCUAAUAGCUGGGGGGAGCUGUGCAUCAAUAGUCGAUUUAUAAUCGAAUCGUAGCCUCUGAAUCCUAAUCGAAUCGUUAUGUGCCCCAAGAUUCCCACCUCUAUGUUCUAGUAUUCACCAUUGUACAGCAGGUUGUUUUCGUUUCAUUUAUUCAUUAAUUGUAAGCAAAGUGGAUAGGAGGGUUACUUUUAAACAUAUUUAAAGCUGGGUUAUUUUGGCUCUAAACUUAGCUGCACUUUUAAGGACAAUCCUAUAAGCGAUGCUGCUGACUCAGGAUACUCUUAUUUUUCCCUUCUCUUUUCCAAGAUGCCCCCUUUACAUUAGCCUGAUAAACUAGCAUGACUUUCUCCAUGUACAAGCUACAUGACAAGUGAGUCUGGUCUUUUGUGGUCUCGGCUGCAAUUCAAUAUCAGUGCUCGAGGUGUGGCUAACAAGGACAUACUGAAUCUGAAAGAACCAAACACAGAAGCACGGACGUGACAUAAACACAAAGGGACGGGCUGUUAGUUGUCAAUUUGUAGUUCAUAAGCAAUCAUGGUGAUAACUGCUGUUUUUGUGUGAACAAUGUAAGAGUACGUGAUGUAUUGUCUUGCACAGUCCUUGUUUUUGAAAAGAGAACAAUUGAUAAAAGUUUGUUAGAUUUGUGGACUGCCUUUGGCUAAGUCUGACAGCUAGCGAGUGUAUGUGCCAAGUUUGUUGUGGUAUUCUCUCGCGCUUUGAACGAGAUUUUACAUAGUACAAGCAAGGGCAGGACGCUGAAAAAGGUACGAUUGAGUCCCCUACAGCAGCCUGUUCGUCGAAUAUACAGUAUGUGGGGAAAAAAAAAAAAAAAAAAAAAAAAAAAACGAGAAUGCACAACACCUUCCAAAACUCCCAUGAGUGUAAACAAAGAUUUGACACAUCAGAAAGCCCCGCCUCGCGUGCUGUGAUUUAUCAGUCCAGAUUGGACUAGAAUGGAAAUCCAAUUGAAAUCACAGAAUACCAGACUGAGUUUCCUUUUAUCUUAUACAAAGCAAAAGUCAGGCUGGCUUGCUAGGCUCCCUUUACAUUGGAAGCCUAUUGCAGCAGAUCAACUGCUCAUUUGUCGUCUUCUCGUUCGUCAAAACUUUCAACACCAUAGGUUGCUUUGUUGUUAUUUGUUGUUUGUUGUGCGUCAUGUGGCCCCACAGUGGACUGUUUUCAGUUAUUUGGCUGUGACAUUCAUGAAAGGAAACCAUCGGUGUUUAACUGUUGCGCCUUAUUCUGACAGCAUAUCCUUGUACCGGCAACAGAAACAAUGUUUUGGGCUAGAGGCCUUCUACUCCAUAUUUACGACAGAGCAACAGGACCACGUCAAGUCCGUGGAGUAUCUGAGGAACAACUUCCGUCCCCUGCAGGACCUUGAUAAUAGGAAAGUGUUCAAGUCUGCAGUGACGGAUGCCUGGCAGAAAGACUUGACUGACAUUCACGGGAAUAGCCACAGCACUGAGGCAUCAAGAGUGUGCAGCAGUGCCCCAGUAAGCAUGAAGAUCCAACCGCUGAAUCAGACAGCCCUGAUGGUGAGCUGGGAACGCCCCUUGACUGUGUACCAUCCGCCCAUCACCAGCUACAUGGUGUCCUACAGCUGGGUGAAGCGUGACGUUGCUGAUGAGGAAACCUUUACCAAGACGGGAGAUCAAAGCAUGAAAGCUGUCAUCACUAAUGUGUCUCCAGAUGUCCUCUACCUGUUCAGAGUUCAGGCGGUAUGUCAGCAUGACCUGCGCAGCGACUUCAGCCAAACGCUCCUCUUUAGAGCCAAUACCACAAGAAUAUUUGAAGGUUCUCGUAUUGUGAAGACUGGGAUGCCUACAGUAUCUCCAGUCUCAUCAGCUGACAUGGCUCCCAUAAGCUCUGGUUCCUCCACAUGGACAUCCUCUGGCAUUCACUUCUCUAUUGUUUCCAUGGCAACGGGACUCGGCCCCUCCUCAAGUGGCAGCCAGGCAACGGUGGCAUCGGUGGUCACGAGCACCUUCUUGGCGGGUCUAGGUGUCAGCGGGGGAGUUAUCUCCUCUUUGCCCAGUUCUGUUUGGCCCACACAGGUUCCUCGAGCCACCCAGAGCCCACCUCACUCAUCUACCCCGCCCGCAAAGCUUAGCACGGAACAAGUGCCACCACAGGCUGUGGAGACUGACUCUCCUGCAGAGGACAACCAGGCUACGGCCAAAGGCGAGGAAGAGGAAGAUGAGGAGGGGGACGGAGAGGGAGAGCAGGAGGACAGGGGUGCAGAGAAGAAGAAAAAGAGCAAGACAGAACCCACUCAUGAGGAAACAAAAGCCAACAGCAGCACGGCCAAAGAGCCUGUCCACCCCACCCCUCCGUCCACAGCCAAAGAGAAAGUCACGAUCCAAGGUGGCACAGUCCCUGCAAGCACGGUACACAGCCACCUGACCCCUCCGCAGGAAAACCUCACAGACAUCAAUGCAGUCACCACUCAGGAGCCACGCAACGACAGCACGGUGAUGCAGAUUCCACAGAGUUCCACACUAUCACCAAAGAUCAGCAGUGAUGGAAAGAGUCUUUGGCCAUUCUCUAUCCAUACUGAAAAGACCACAUUGCCCAACGUGACACGAACACCUCACCCCAGCAUGGGCAGGAUGGUGUGGAUUGUCCCCUUGGUGGUGGUGUCUGCCCUGACACUGCUCUGCCUCAUCAUGCUGCUCAUCGUAAUGGUCUACUGGAGGAGGUUUUUCCAGACAGCUCACUUCUAUAUUGAUGAAAGCAGCUCUCCCCGGGUGGUGGCCAAUGAAAGCAUCCCCUUUAUCCCGAUACCAGAUGAUAUGGAGGCCAUUCCUGUCAAGCAGUUUGUCAAACACAUCAUGGAACUCUACAAGAACAACCUACAAGGCUUUUCUGAAGAGUUUGAGGAGGUCCAACGCUCCACAGCAGACCUGAAAAUCACAGCGGAACACUCCAAUCAUCCUGACAACAAGCACAAAAACAGAUACAUCAACAUUGUGGCUUAUGACCAUAGCCGAGUGAAAUUACGAGCACUGGCUGGGAAAGACGCGAAACAUUCAGAUUAUAUCAAUGCCAACUAUGUGGACGGCUACAACCGACCUAGAGCCUAUAUAGCUGCUCAGGGUCCACUUAAGUCUACCUUUGAAGACUUCUGGAGGAUGGUGUGGGAGCAGAACACUGGAAUCAUUGUCAUGAUAACAAACCUUGUGGAGAAGGGACGGAGGAAAUGUGACCAGUAUUGGCCUACAGAGAACAGCGAGCAGUAUGGCAACAUUGUUGUUACGCUGAAAUGUACCAAAGUGCACGCCUGCUACACUCUGAGGCGAUUCCUCAUACGGAACACAAAAGUUAAAAAGGGUCAAAAGGGGAAUCCAAAGGGGAAGCUAAAUGAGCGCAUUGUAAUCCAAUACCACUACACUCAAUGGCCUGACAUGGGCGUGCCCGAGUACACUCUCCCUGUCCUCACCUUCAUUAACCGCUCAUCAGCGGCCCGCACUGCAGACAUGGGCCCAGUCCUGGUGCACUGCAGUGCAGGGGUUGGGCGCACAGGAACGUACAUUGUCAUUGACAGCAUGCUGCAACAAAUCAAGGACAAAAGCACAGUCAGCAUCCUGGACUUUCUCAAACAUAUCCGCACACAGCGCAACUACCUGGUCCAGACUGAGGAGCAGUAUGUGUUCAUCCACGAUGCUCUGAUGGAGGCAAUUUUCAGCAGAGAGACAGAAGUGCCUGCCUGGCAGCUGCACGGCUACGUCAACAGCAUUCUCACCCCCAAUUCGGCUGGUCGUACUCGUCUGGAGAAACAGUUCAGGCUGCUGACUCAAUGCAACACUCGAUUUGUGGAGUGUUUCAGUGCUCACAAAGACUGCAACAAGGAGAAGAACCGCAACUCCUCUGUUGUUCCAUCCGAGCGAGCGAGGGUGGGACUCACUACUCUGCCCGGAAUGAAAGGAACAGAUUACAUUAAUGCGUCCUACAUAAUGGGUUACUACAGGAGUAAUGAGUUCAUCAUUACUCAGCAUCCUUUGCCCCACACCACCACUGACUUUUGGAGGAUGAUUUGGGACCAUAAUGCACAAAUUAUUGUCAUGUUGCCUGACAACCAGGGCCUGGCUGAGGAUGAGUUUGUUUACUGGCCAAGUCGUGAAGAGGCCAUGAAUUGCAUUGCCUUCACCGUCACACUCAUCAGUAAGGACAGACUGUGCCUCUCCAAUGAGGAACAGAUCAUCAUCCACGACUUCAUCCUGGAAGCCACGCAGGAUGACUACGUUCUUGAGGUGAGGCACUUCCAGUGCCCCAAGUGGCCCAACCCCGACGCCCCUCUCAGCAGCGCCUUCGAGCUCAUCAGGGUCAUCAAGGAGGAGGCCAUGACGCGAGAUGGCCCCACAAUUGUGCACGACGAGUAUGGUGCGGUGUCAGCGGGGAUGCUGUGCGCUCUUACCACUCUCUCACAGCAACUGGACAACGAAGGCGUCGUCGACAUCUAUCAGGUGGCCAAGAUGAUCAACCUCAUGAGGCCUGGGGUCUUUACCGAUAUUGAUCAGUACCAGUACCUUUACAAAGCCAUGUUGAGCCUGGCGGCUAGCGGAGAGUGCGGUCUCACUCACACGGACACUAACGGGGUGGCGACGAUGGCGGACAAGUGCGACCCGGCCGAGAGUAUGGAGUCGCUGGUUUGAAGAGCGUCACCAAGGCUCGACAUUUUUAAAAGAACUUCUCCCCCUGUGAGGCCUUUUUUGCCAGACUAUUGAUUAAAUAAUAAGAAAAAAAACCUUACUAUCACUUUUUUAUACUGACAAACAUUUUUGGAUAUUUAUGUUUUUGCCCUUUCUUUUUAAUCAUUGCUCGUCUUCAAAUCCUGCUGUGCACCCGUUACCGUGAUGAAGGAAAAAAAAACAUACAAAAAACAAGCGGCGCUUGUCCACUUUGCACUCAACUAUCAGUGUUACUGCCUAACUUCACCCAAGAACGUCUCGCGUUCAAACCCGGACCUGAGUCGUUCCCCAGUCCAUCUGCAUCCUGCUUGUCAGCAAACUGGUCACCUGACUCUCCACGUGGCCUCAUGCCUCUUCACCUCCAUCAAUGUCAUGUAAACGAAACAAAAUGGCUUCUUUUGCUCGUCACCACAUUCAAUGUGAACAUUUAUUGCUUUUUACAGGGAUUUAUAUUGUUAUACUGUUUUGUAAUAUAUAUCUCUAUAUAAUAUAUCCUUAAUAGCCAAUCACUCUUUGCCUAUUUGUGGACUGGCUGUUUUAGUGCUGUGGGUUUGGAUCAUGUUCGCACAGCUUUGCCAAAUGUUAUUAUUGUGAAACAUUCAACGUAGGGACACUGAUCAGCCCAAAACUAACAAAAAAAAAGUUUAAAAAAAAAAAAAAUGUGAAAAAAAUGUUUCAAUUGUCAAAGUGCAGAUACAUUUCCUCGACUAUAUGCAGAUGAAUAUACAAAAUAAAAAGUUGCUAAGAAAUGCAUGAGGAUUGUGAAGCUGUUGUACUUUUUACUGGUAUGAGGUCGGUGCUCAAAUUGGCCGUUUAAGAGAUUGUUUUCCGUUUUUAAACCCUUUCCCUGUGAAUUGUGUUUUGUCCCCGGUGGAAAUAAAACUUGUUUUUUUGCCAUUUUGGUCAACAGGUAACCUCAAAAGUGGCUAUAUUCUUCUUUCUCAAAGGACCUCUUCUGUCUCACCACUUUCAACACCAUUUUGGACCAAUGAAGACACUUAGCACUCUUGUCCAUUAACUGUCAACUUUUUUUCCCCCCAUGCAUCGAUUGAAUGUCAUUUGACAGAAGGUUUGUUCAUUCCGAAUUAGUGUUGAUGGAUACUGACUUCACUUUGGCACUUUUUUGUUCUGUUGAUCAUUAUUAUUGAGCUUUCUCUACUGUGACUCAGCCUUCUUAAAUAUAUGAAACAUUAAAUGGUCCACAUUUUAGCUGCUUCCUGGCUUUUUGUUCACUAAAAGAGCAUCUCUCACAUAUUGUCUUCCAUUUAUUUGUCAGAGAAGUGCUGUUGCACUAAAAAAUAUCACAUUUUUAUUUAAAUUUUUGUUUUCCU